Molecule: messenger RNA, 912 nt
Organism: Xenia sp. Carnegie-2017
Lineage: Eukaryota; Metazoa; Cnidaria; Anthozoa; Malacalcyonacea; Xeniidae
Product: protein N-lysine methyltransferase METTL21D-like
Exons: 6
Coding region: 57-632 (191 amino acids)
Biological process (GO): peptidyl-lysine methylation
Cellular component (GO): cytosol; cytoplasm
Molecular function (GO): protein-lysine N-methyltransferase activity
Source: RefSeq, a predicted model, not a curated record
CGGAUCUUUCGAAUACGUUUUUGCGGGAGAUUCAAAUAUUUAGCAAUAAUUUAAACAUGCACCAAGCUCACAUAGGUGAUGUUGGUUGUGUGGUUUGGGAUGCUGCUUUAGUUCUUGCUAAAUAUUUAGAAAACACGCGGUGGAGUGACUUAAAUGGCCGAAGUGUUAUCGAGUUAGGAGCUGGAACAGGACUAAUUAGCUUGUGUUGCUGUCUAGCUGGUGCAGAUGUUGUUUGCACUGAUCUAAAGGAGUUAUUACCAUUAAUUGAAUUAAAUAUGAAGGAAAAUGAACAUUUUUUAAAGGGAAAGUUUGAAUCACGCGAAUUAAAGUGGGGAGAGAGUGUUGAUGAAUUUCCGUUCUUUGAUUUUAUUAUAAUGUCAGAUGUUAUAUAUUACGAAGAGUCAAUAAAACCCCUCACAGAUACCAUUUACAAACUGAGUAAUAAAAAUACCGAAGUUUUAGUUUGCUAUGAAGACAGAAUGGAAGGAAAUAAACAGUAUUUGAAGCAGCAAUUUUUUGAGAUACUUGGGGAAAAUUUUGAGAUAAAGACCAUACCAAAGAACCAACAAGAUACAAAAUUUCAAAGCCAUGAUAUACAUGUUGUCAGUAUGAAACGAAAAUAUUCUUCAUAAUCAAGAAUACCGCAGACGAUUCUUGGAAAUCCUUUCCUGGAAGAAAAGAAUUGAUUUUGAUCAAAAAUGAAUAUCAUCUGCAAGUAAGAUCGAAAUUAGCUUGUUUUAUUGCCUGGUUUAUAAAACAAUUUGCUAGUUUUAAACUUUCAAAUCAAUGCACAACCAUAGUUCAUUGAUUGGAUGGUAAAAUCUUGUUGAAAUAGAGAAGCGCGCAAACGCAAAUACGUAGGUAGGACCGAGUUUUGAUAGUGAGAAAAAUGAACUACUCCAACGAUUUCAA